AUGUCUUCCCGAGCAAAUUUACAGGUUGCUGCUGGGAGUCCCGUCGUUAUACCUUCCUCCCCUGUUACUCCUGUUACUGGUAACGUUGUCAAUGUUGCCAACGGUGCUGGCUUCCAAUCGCCUGCUCAACCAUCUCGCAUUUCAUCUCAUCAGAAUCACAGUACCAGCAAUCUGCAGCUAGCCGGAGUACAACAAGUGCAAGUCCAACAGGUCCCACUACAGGCUCCACAACAGGUCUCGCAGCAGGUCCAGGGACAACCGCAGACACAGGCUCAGGUACAGGCACAAGUUCAAGCACAGCAGCAUACGCAACAGCAACAGCAACAGCAACAGCAACAACAACAACCAUCACAGUCACAAUCAAGUGGAGGAGGAGGACAAGUUGUCGGACUACACUACAAGAUCGGCAAGAAGAUCGGAGAAGGAUCAUUUGGUGUGAUUUUUGAGGGUACAAACCUAAUUAAUGGCAUUCCUGUGGCUAUAAAGUUUGAACCAAGAAAGACUGAGGCACCUCAGUUGAGAGACGAGUAUCGUACAUAUAUGCAUCUAAUAGGCGUACUAGGUAUUCCGACUGCCUAUUACUUUGGCCAAGAAGGCCUACACAAUAUCUUGGUUAUUGACUUACUUGGCCCCUCGCUUGAAGACUUGUUCGACUGGUGUAGUCGAAAGUUUUCCGUCAAGACCGUGGUCCAAAUAGCGGUUCAGAUGAUUAGCUUGAUCCAAGGAGUCCAUGAACAUGAUCUAAUAUACAGAGACAUCAAACCCGACAACUUUUUAAUUGGACGUCGUGGUAUGCCGGACGAAAAUAUGGUUCAUAUGGUUGAUUUUGGUAUGGCCAAGCGUUACAGAGAUGCCAGAACUAAGAAACACAUUCCUUACAGGGAAAAGAAGUCAUUAAGUGGUACGGCCCGUUACAUGUCUGUCAACACCCAUUUGGGAAGAGAACAGUCCCGUAGAGACGACAUGGAGGCGCUGGGUCACGUUUUCUUCUACUUUCUCAGAGGUCAAUUGCCAUGGCAAGGACUCAAGGCACCAACCAACAAGCAAAAAUACGAGAAGAUUGGCGAGAAGAAGAGAACUACCGCCAUUUCGGACCUUUGCCAGGGUCUUCCUACUCAAUUUGGCGAGUACUUACGUCGUGUUAGGGACCUACCAUUUGAAGAGGAACCUGACUACGAUGGUUACCGUUCAUUGCUUCUUUCUGUGUUGGAUGACAUUGGAACAACAGCAGACGGUCAUUACGACUGGAUGGACUUGAAUGGAGGCCGUGGCUGGGAUUACUCCAUCAACAAAAAGCCUAAUUUACAUGGCUACGGUCAUCCGAAUCCUCCUCACCGUCACCAACAGAGAAGAACUAGAUCAAACCAACCGUAUUACCAACAGCCACACCAUCAUUCGCACCAGGCGCUUGCCCCACAACAGGUUCAACAGCAAACCCAGCAGGUGGACCAAGGUCAGCAAUAUCACCACCACCAGCAAAAUGGUACUGGUGAUAGGCCUCUUCCAAACUUACCCGAUAGCCGUAUCAAUGAUCUUGGUCACAGUAACCGCCAGCAAUUUCGGCAGCAGCUCUCUCAAUACGACCAGCAUGAUGUGCUCCAACAGCAGCCUCAUGCUACUAGCGAGCCUGUUAGAGCAUCCCAGCAACACAAGAUUCAACCUGAUCAACUCUCAUCCCAAUCGGGUAAGGGAUUCUUCUCAAGGGUCUUCCCAUGUUGCUGA
Molecule: messenger RNA, 1722 nt
Organism: Brettanomyces nanus
Lineage: Eukaryota; Fungi; Ascomycota; Pichiomycetes; Pichiales; Pichiaceae
Exons: 1
Coding region: 1-1722 (573 amino acids)
Biological process (GO): endocytosis; signal transduction; peptidyl-serine phosphorylation
Cellular component (GO): nucleus; cytoplasm
Molecular function (GO): protein serine/threonine kinase activity; ATP binding
Source: RefSeq, a predicted model, not a curated record